GCCCCGACAGCCGGACACCGGGCGCUGCAGGCUGCGGAAGGGUCGGGCGAGACUCGUGGAGAAAUGCCAGGGAAGCAGCCCGAGACUGGUCCAACAGAGGCACCUGAGGAUGGCGCCGCGGACAGCCUGGGCAGCCUCACGGCGGAGGAGCUGCAGCAGGGCCAGGAGGCGGCACUGGCGCUGGAGGACAGGAUGGCGCUGAGUGCGCAGACCCUGGUGCGGGCCGAGGUGGAGCAGCUCUACCAGGAAGUGCGGCCCCUGGGCCAGGGCCGCUUCGGCCGUGUGGUGCUGGUCACUCACCGGAAGAAAGGCACAUCCCUGGCACUGAAGCAGCUCCCCAAGACCUCCACAUCCCUGCGUGGCUUUCUGUAUGAGUUCUGCGUGGGCCUCUCGCUGGGCACCCACCCGGCCAUCGUGGCAGCCUAUGGCAUCGGCAUUGAGUCUGCCAACUCCUACAGCUUCCUGACAGAGCCUGUUCUGCAUGGGGACCUCAUUACCUUCAUCCAGCCCAAGGUGGGGCUCCCGCAACCUGCAGCCCAGCGCUGCACAGAACAGCUGACCUCAGCCCUGGAGCACAUCCAUGACCGUGGCCUGGUGUACCGGGACCUCAAGCCGGAGAAUGUGCUGGUGUGUGACCCAGCCUGCCAGCGUAUCAAGCUGGCCGACUUUGGCCACACUCGGCCCCGCGGGACCCUGCUGCGCCUGACUGGGCCGCCCAUCCCCUACACAGCCCCCGAGCUGUGUGCUUCACCGCUGCUGCCCGAGGGGCUACCCAUCCAGCCGGCCCUGGAUGCAUGGGCCCUGGGCGUCCUGGUCUUCUGCCUCCUCACCGGCUACUUCCCCUGGGACCAGCCACUGGAGGACACCGACCCCUUCUACGAGGACUUCCUUGUGUGGCGGGCCUCAGGUCAGGCCCAGGACCGGCCUCAGCCCUGGUUCGGCCUGACACCUGCAGCGGACACCCUGCUGUGUGGGCUGCUGGACCCUCACCCUCGAAGAAGGAGCCCUGUGGGUGCCAUCCAGGGCUUCCUGGGGCGGCCCUGGCGACAAGAUGGGGAGGCCUCGGGGCUGGCAGUGGAGGCCGGGGAGGGUGGGCGGUGAGGCCUGCAGGCUCGGGCUCGGGUGCCCCCUUCAUCUCGGGGACCCCUUCCCUGUGUGCAGGCCUUGCUCCCAGGGACACCGCAGUCUUCUCCUGCCCCGGGGCACUGUGCCUGUCCUCAGCCGUCCUUCGCUCUCCCCCGAGUUACUGCGCUGGCCCGGGCACCAUGGUCCACGCACCCUCUGCCCCGCGUCCCUCACUUCCCCGAGGCCCGAAGCCUCUGUCGGCCUGAUUCCCCGGGUUCUUUCAGGAGCUCCCAGAGAGCUGGGGUCCGAGCC
This is a messenger RNA of Heterocephalus glaber (naked mole-rat), 1377 nucleotides long. RefSeq names its product SH3 domain binding kinase family member 2 (gene Sbk2). Gene Ontology annotation, molecular function: protein serine/threonine kinase activity; ATP binding. Lineage: Eukaryota; Metazoa; Chordata; Mammalia; Rodentia; Bathyergidae. The record is from RefSeq and is a predicted model, not a curated record. Gene Ontology annotation, biological process: protein phosphorylation.